AUGUUGUGGCAGUUAUUUUUGAUGUGCACCCUGGUAUGGCUCCUGGUUGUGCGAUGGCAGAACAGGGGCAAAAGGGCUAUGGCCAAGUAUUUGAGAAAUGAUUUAGAUACUUUACCAUUUCUGGGAAUCAGCCAUAAAUUUAUCGGCAGUGAUGAAGAUCGUAUGACAACUUUGAGUGAAAUCGCCGCAGACUGUAACAGACAUGAUGGAAUCACUGCGGUUUGGUUGGCAAACCGCAUUUUUGUCGUUAUAACCGACCCAGUGGAAGCUGAAGCAGUAUUGAAGAAUUGCUUGGAGAAAGACAACAUCCUCCGCUUCGUCAGAACUCUCACUGGAAACGGCAGUAUAUUCGCACCAGAAACAACAAUGGGUACGAAAUUGGGCAUACAAAAGCAGGACAACCACCCCUUCUUGGCGAACUUUGAAAGGUUCACCGAAUUGGUGACAGCGCGCACCCUGAUGCCUUGGCUCCACACAGACUUCGUAUACAAGUUCACACCUUACUAUAAAAAAAACACCGAAAUUGUUAACUACAUGACCAGUUUUGUCACUAAGAUCAUAAAAGAAAAACGUAAGGAUAUAGAAGAUGGCAGCAACAAGAAAAAUGCAAUCGAUGAACAAAAUAAUGAUACGGGCAGACCAGCCACGAAGACGUUCCUGGAACUGCUCAUUGACUACUCCGGGGGAGACAAGGGCUAUACAAACCUGGAGCUGCAGGAGGAGACAAUGGUGAUGCUCUUGGCCGGAACUGACACCUCAGCAGUAGGAGCCUCCUUCGUUAUGGUCAUGCUGUCCAAACACCAGGAUGUGCAGGAGAAACUGUUUCAAGAGUUAUUGGAAGUCUUAGGUGAUGAAGAGAGACCCGUCACAGCUGAAGACCUGCCUCGCUUCAAGUACCUGGACGCAGUGGUGAAGGAAACUCUGCGCUUGUACCCACCAGUGCCCAUCACCGCAAGGACGACCGACAAAGACUACGUUUUACCUUCUGGUAAAAAGAUCGUGAAAGGAACCGGAGUGAUCAUCCACAUAUGGGGAACACACAGAAACCCGAAGUACUGGGGUCCCGACGUGGAUGUCUUCAGACCUGAGAGAUUUUUAGAUCUCCAACUAGCUCAUCCUGCAGCCUACAUGCCGUUCAGCCACGGGCCUAGGAAUUGUCUUGGUUACCAAUACGCCACUAUGUCCAUGAAGACGGCAAUCGCGACAUUGGUCAGGAGGUAUAAAGUCGUACCGGCGGAGCACAUCGUCCAAGACGGCGAGAAACCUCUCAGGGUCAAGUUCGACAUCAUGAUGAAACACGUAGACAAGUUCCAAAUACAACUAGUCCGUAGAAAAUGA
Chilo suppressalis (striped riceborer) is the source of this 1338-nucleotide messenger RNA. NCBI's taxonomy places the organism in Eukaryota, Metazoa, Arthropoda, Insecta, Lepidoptera, Crambidae. The record is from the annotation of a GenBank genome assembly.